AUGUGGAGCGACCUGGCUGGGCUGGCGGCAGGGCUGACGCACAGCUACCUGUCGAGCUGCCCUCGGUGCCCUGAGCACCACUGCCCCGACUGCAGCUGUCGGUGCCCGAGCAUCCCAGCCUGCCCGAGCUGCCCGGCGUGUCCGGGCGCGCCCCGGCCGCUGCAGGCGGCGCCGGAGGUGCAGCUCGAGUUCGGGCUGCCGUGGAGCUGGGCCGCGGGGCUGCUCGCGCUCGGAGGCCUGGCGGGCGCCUGCGGCGCGGAGGCGCUGCGAGGCGCAGCGCAGGGCUGCUGCUGCCGCCGUCGCGCCGCGAAGGAUGCCGGCGGUGCUGAGCAGGCCGGAGGCCCCGAGCUGCGCGGCGAGCUGUGGCACCAGAGGCGGCGCGUCGCGAGCUCAAGGGUGUCUUGGGCGAUUAACUACAUCCUGACCCCGGACGGGGAUUGCUACCCGGAGAAGUACGAUUUGGAGGAGCAGAACAUCUCGGCGGUGAGGUACGCUGAGGCGCGCUGGCCGCCCCCGCCGGGGCUGGCGCGAGGCAACGUGUACAGGUUUCGCGCGGCGCCUUCCCAGCAGGAGCUCGACGACGCCGCGGAUCAGGCUGAAGCGAUGGAGCGGACGGAGCAUCGGGCCCGCGAGACGGCCGCCGGGCGCGACCCCACCGUGGUGCCGCCAGGGGGCUACAUCGAGCGCUUGCCCUGUGCUCAGGGCGCCGGCGCCGCGGGCCCCCCGGCCGCUCCGGCAGGGGGAGCCGCCGUGGGUGCGGCUCCCGCCGCCGCUGCUGCGGGGGCUGCCGCCGCCGCGGGAGGACCUCGGCGGGUCGGCACCGUGGUGUGGGUGGUGGUGGAGACGACCGAGCGUCAUCGGCGCGGCGAGGAGCUGGCCCUGCCCGCUGGCGCCGUGGCGGUGGAGGACGCGGCCACCUACGACCACCUGGAGCUCUGCAACCUCGCGAGCUUCGAGGGCCUGUUCCGGCAGGCCCAGCUGGUGGAGCACGUGUACGAGCAGCAGCGGGUCGCGAAGCUGGCGAGCAACAACAAGGGCAAGAAGGGCGCUGGCAAGGGCGGCGGGUUGCUCGACGAGGCCCUGGUGUUCACUGGUCAGCGCCGGGACGCUGGGGCCGUCAUGCUGGCGCCGGAGUUGAUGGACUUCGCAUCGCGCGAGGUCGAGAGGGAUGCGAACAUCAUGAAGCAGGUGCGGAAGGCGCGGGAAGAGCGCCGGGCCCUGAACAAGAAGAAGGACGGAGUCUCCGGGACCAUCGCCACCCUCAAUGAGCUGUGCGGGGGAUCAAACCACCCGAGCGGCUCCAAUUUGCAGCCCAGCGCGGCGCAGUUGGCGUGCCUGGAGCGGAUCGAGCAGGCGCAUCGCGACCUCGGCACGCCCCCGGCCGACUUGCAUGGACAGGGGGCCCUGGAGGAGCUCCUGUCGAAGCAGAGCUACGGCGGUUCCGCCGGAGCUGUUGCGCCCCUCGAGGUGGAGCGGGUGGCCUUACCCAGUCUCCAGCGCCGACCUGCUCGCGUCCAGGAUGUUGGCGGCUCGGCGGGCGUGAAGGUUCUCGAGGUCCUCGAGAGUUUGGUUCGGACGUCCGAAGAGGGCGAAGCAGAGGAGGAGCGACAGCAGCUGCGGCGCGCCUACAACGACCCGCUGAUCAGACAGAAGCCGAAGGAGUAUGCUAAGCUCCUGCGGAUGCUGCACGAGCGGGGCAUCGUCGAAUAUCGGCGCAGCUGCAAAAAGAGUGCGGGCACAUUUUGUGUCUGGAAGAAGGGGGGCGAGCAGCGUCUUAUACUGGAUUGCCGCGUGAGCAAUUGCUGGUUUAAGGGCGCCCCUGGAGUGAGCUUGGCUACUGGAGACAGUUUUGGUCGGCUAGAGUUCGAGGGGAACGAGCCGGUGCACGUCUCGGGAGUCGACAUCGAGGUCGCCUUCUACUCCAUCGGCCUCCCCGAGGAGCUGCAGGAGUACUUCGGGAUGGAGCCUGUCUGCGCUGGCGCCGUCGGCGUGGGCUGGCUUGGCGGAGUGCGGCUGCGUCCUGGGGAGAAGCUGGUGCCCGUGCUGAGUGUGCUACCCAUGGGCUUCAAGGGCGCUCUGUGCGUCUGCCAGGCCCUCCACGAGGCCGUGGCCGAGGGGGUCGCGGGCGUUGAGGGGGGCAACCGGCUGGUGGACGGGAGGCCAGCGCCUUCCGUUGCCCGAGGGCCGGCGCACACCGAGCACGUGGACAAUUUCGUGGCGCUGGGCACCGAAGGCGAGGAGGGGCGCCGCAUGGCCACCGAGGUCGGCGAGGCGCUGAAGGCCGACGGGCUUGGCGCGCACCCGGUGACCUGCAGCCGCGGGGGGGACACGCUCGGCUGGCACUUCGAUGAGUGGCGGCCGGCCGUAGGCGUCGCCCCUCGCACCGCCUGGCGCCUCACCCUUGGUUUGCGAGAGUUACUGCGACGGGGUCGUGCGAGCGGCGCCCAGUUGAGAAGCAUCGUUGGUCACAUCACGUUCCGCGGCUUGCUCCGACGACCCAUCCUAUCUGUACUUCGCACUGUCUACGCUUUUAUCGAUCGUCAUCCUGUUCGGGUUGCGCCUCUCUGGGGCACAGUAAAGCAGGAGCUGGAAUGGAUAAGUCGCCUGGUGCCCCUGGCCUCGAGAGAGCUCAACAUGGAGUGGAGCCCCAAGGUCACCGUGUUCGACGCGAGCGAGUGGGGGUACGGGGUGAUGGAGCGGCGAUGCGAGCUCGGAGCGAUCAAGUAUGCUGGGCAGUACUCUGAUAGGCCUUGGAACGUCUCGGGGGACCAGGUGAUCUUGGAAGCUCGGGCCGGCGUGUGGGCCCUUCGUCACAUUCUUCGGGGCAGCCGUGCUAUAGGACGCAGACACCUCGUUCUCAGUGAUGCCAUGGCCGUUGUGCUCGGUGUGGCAAAGGGGCGGAGCUCGAGCCGGGCCAUGGGGCGCUGCCUUAGGCAGUGGGCUGCCCUGUGCCUGGCCAGCUUUGCCGUCGUCCACGUUCGCUGGAUCUGCUCCGAGCGGAACGCGGCGGACGGCGCCUCGCGGGGCUCUGAGGAGCGCAGCGCCGCGGCUGCCCGGCAUGCUGAGCCGCGGGCCGACGGAUCGACGGCUCGCGAGCGCCUCGCUCGCCACGACCUCAGCGGCUUCGAGUUCGUGGAUCCCGUCACCGGCGGCUUCAUCGGCUGCGAGGGGACCGAUAGCUUCGUCUUCCGGCCGCAAGCAGGGCCGCUGGCGCGAGCUCGGCCGCGCACCAGCUCGCGGGCGCCAGCCGCGAGGUUGCCGCCGACGGCAGGCGACGCGGCGCUGGUGGAGUGGCUGAACGCGCAGUUCUUCGAGGGCGAGCCCCUGGCGACCGGCGCGAAGAUGCUGGCGGCGCUGGGCCACCUGCUCCCGGGGGUGCCCCGUGGGGCGCUGGAGCUGCGACGCUCGCGGCGGGCGCUCCAGGGCUGGAGGCGUCACAGCCCGUCCAGCUCGCGCCUGCCGCUGCCGUGGCCUGUGGUUGCUGCCUUGGUGAAGGAGAUCCACGCGCAGGGGCAGCUGGCGGCCGCAGGGGCCACCCUUGUGGCGUUCGUGCUGCUGCUGAGGCCGGCGGAGACGCUGAGGUUGGCGGGCGGCUGCCUGGUGGCUCCGGUGCGAGGCGGAGGCCGCAGCCGCCGCAAGUGGUCAGUGGUGCUCCACCCCCAAGAGAGAGGAGUGACCUCGAAGGUGGGGGCGCAGGACGAGUGCAUGGUGUUCGACAACCCCGAGUUCGACCUGGCGCUGCCGCUGCUGGAGUGGCUGCUCAAGAGCGUGCCGUUCGGGAAGCCUCUCUUCCCGCUGAGCGCGGCCCAGUGGCAGGAGGCCCUGAGGGCGGCGGCCAGGCGGCGGUUUCCCAGCCUCGCCGCGCCCACGCUAUACCAGCUCCGGCACGGCGGCGCGUCCCACGAGGCGCUCACGCAGUUCCGCAGCUCGGAGGGCCUCAUGCGCAGAGGCAGGUGGCACAGCCAGCGCUCCGUGAAGCGGUGCGAGAAAGGAGGGCGCGUCAACCAGGUGCUGCAGUCGCUGACGGCGGAGGAGCUCAACGCGGCGCUGGAGGCCGAGCGCACCCUCGGCGCGUUCCUCUCGCGGACAUACCGCG
Prorocentrum cordatum is the source of this 4096-nucleotide messenger RNA. The record is from the annotation of a GenBank genome assembly. Lineage: Eukaryota; Dinophyceae; Prorocentrales; Prorocentraceae.